AUGAAUUCGCCAAGCCCCAACACUCUCUCUUCGUCAAACGAUGAGGAAGGCGACGUUGCUCCAACCGAAUGCAUUGCUGCGUUGAUCAAAUGCCCUGACGCCGAUAAAAAGGAAGAGCUUGUAGAAGAGACAUGGAGUCUUCUGAACGAUGUCACGUUCGUUCGAAUUGUCAUCAAUAAAUUAACGUGGGAACGAUCGCCGAGGUUUGCGGUGAAAGAGACUCAACGACGGGUUAUCAUGCCGGACUGCAACUCGCUGAAAUGCGAAUUUCAUUUCCAGCGAUAUCAUUCGCUUUGCAUUCAUAAAAGUUACACAAAUGAGCACAACUGUGUGAAGGAAGAAAAGCAUAUGUGUUUGAAGUUUUCGCUGCCUGAUUGUAAUCAAGGCUCAUACCGAAAUUUUCGAAAAAUUAUUCGAGUUUUGUCCAAAGAAUUUCUACCUUCAGGCGUUUAUUUCAAUCAUCGUACAGUGAUCCUGAUUAACAUGAAACCGAAGUUGUUAGUUACCUGGUCCGAAAGCGUACUAGUCUUCGACGUGCUUUAUCAACAACCAGAGAAACCUGAAACACUUAUUGCAAAAUGCAGCAUGCCGCUCUAUAAGUUACUUGUGAUGCCUUUUUCGGUCGAGGCAAAUCUGCCGCUUUACAACAUACAUGAAACAGCUACUUUUUCUGGAAGUUUGCAGGUUUGCAUGCAGUUGGGUUCCAGGUUUGCCUCGUUCACUCAACGAGUCGAAGCAUUUCGAAACCCUUCUAACAUGACCAGUCCGUUCAGUAUAGUUGAUCCUUUGGCUGCAGACUUGCGAGCUACCCCCGCAGCACCGUCGAACUCUCGUCCACGAAAAGAACGACAACAGCAGCGUAUUUCGCAGCCCUCUGGAUUUCAUAACAUCAUGCCAUACGCCGAGCAUCAUGAGCCUUCCAACCCCCGAAAACCACUUUUUGUGCCUUGUUUGAGGACAGAGCAAAGACUCAGUCGUUACAUAGGCCGUAAUAAUCAUACCAUCAAUAAACCGGGCAAUGAUACGUUCGAUUUUAUGACAUGUGAGGAAACCACCGAAGAUUCUGAUCAGUCCUCUUCAAAAGCUGGGAAUGGAAAAAUUACUGAAGUGAUGCCACUGGGUCGUAGCGCAACAUCUACGCCUUAUGUUGGCGAAAAGGACAAUUGGCCUGCGGCCGAGUCGAAUAGGGCCACAGAAAACAUACAGAUAAACAUUGCAGCGGAUCAGAAGAAGAAUGUUAAGACGAUGUCGGUUGCCCAACGUUUGCUAAAGGCGCAACUAAGUCGAAGCGACGAAACUACGGCCGUCACUGGAAAAUCCGAUGAAGCGAUCGUGCGGAUUUCGGUAUAUGGAGCUCGAUUUAUGUCGCGGGUGCUUCCCCAUGAUCUUCUCAGCCAGCGUGAUUUGUUGCCGACUACGUAUUUGACGUGCCGAAGAAAUGAUCAAAUCUUAGCAUCUCCCGUUGUGCACAACUCUCCAGAACCGGUCUUUAACUGGGAUGUUGACUUUCCAAUGUCCCUCAAGCAAAAGAACGUAGUGUUCAAGUUGUGGCAAGUGGUCCGCGAUGCGAUUGAUGACAGAUUAAUUGGUUUGAUAGUUGUGGAUAUCACAGAAGAUGAAAAGUUCGGAUUUCAUCAAUAC
Messenger RNA from Soboliphyme baturini, 1641 nucleotides. The record is from the annotation of a GenBank genome assembly. Lineage: Eukaryota; Metazoa; Nematoda; Enoplea; Dioctophymatida; Soboliphymatidae.